ACUUCUCUGCAUACUUCCUUGAAUUUUGCUUCAGAUUUUCGAAGCCUAAAAAUUAAACAGUCUACACACGCACAUAACACAACAAGUUUUGGCAUAAUUCAUACAAAAUUUCAACUGCAAAGCAAGCAUUUCUCGAAACUAGCAACAUCAGCCCCACAAUAGCGAAGAGAUCCAUCUUAGCGUAUAAAGUUGUUCAAGGUUUUCCCAAAAAACGUAAAAUAAUAAAGACGAGCUGCGACCAGAUACGUUUUCAAAAUAUAAAUAAAUAAAGUUAAAACAAGGUAGCUCUAACGGCUACCAGGACUCGAUAAGACUAUCGAAUUAUAGAAUCGAGAAGUGAAGCGCUAAGCGUGAAGUGAACAGCCUGGUAACGCAUUAUGCAAAGCAGCUCUGUCAUAGUCAACCCUGUACACUGCGAUAACGAUAAGUAACAGCGCUGACUCACGCGCUCCCAUCACCAAUUCUCCACCAUUUUUCCCGUGUGGCUCGUUUUCGCCGUUGGUGUGGAUAAGACACGCGUCUGAAAGCAUAAAAACGCGAAAGCGUACAAAAAACCAUACAUUUUAAGAACAAGCAUAAUAACUGGCUUGUGAUUGUCAGUAGGCACAAGUAGGCCUAGUUAAGCAUAUGAACAUUAAAAAGUCUUAUUGAUCGAAGGAACUGAUUGUGAAAAGUACAACCUCGCUCUCUCCACAUAAGAACGUAGUAGCUUGUGGAACGUAAGAAGUUGUCGGAAAAAAAAACUGAAAGAAAAACGUAUAGACACGAAGUGCAACACAAACAUACAUAAAGAAAGAAACACAAAUUACAAUAAUUUUUUUAGAAAUUGCAAGUGUGCGCAAAAUCAAGAACAAUUCCAAAAUUUUCCUAAACGGAAAGAAAGAAAAAACAAGCAAGUGAUUGGAGGAUAAUAUGAGUAAUGCUAUUAACCAAAAUGGCACAGGUCUAGAGCAGCAAGUUGCUGGUCUGGACUUGAAUGGCGGCUCGGCUAACUAUAGCGGCCCCAUAACAAGCAAGACUUCCACUAAUUCGGUCACUGGUGGCGUUUAUGUGCCCCCGCAUCUUCGAGGUGGUGGUGGCAACAACAACGCGGACUUAGACAAUCAAGGCCAAGGCUUUGAUUCAGGUGCCGCACCGCACAGGGAUCAGCAGCAGCAGCAGCAACGCGGCGGUGACUAUCGCAGAGGCGAUCGCGGCGGAAAUCGCGGCUACAAUCGCCAGAGCGGCGAAUACGGAAGUUUUGGAAGCGGCGGCGGCGGUGGUGGCAGGCGUGGUGGCAGCAACCGCUACGAGGAAAAUUAUAACGGUGGUGAAUACGACUCGCGUCGCGGUGGUGACUGGAAUCGAGGAGGUGGGCGUAACUUUGGGGAUCGACGCGGACCAUCUUAUCGCGGAGGCGGAGGUGGUGGCGGCGGUGGAGCCGGAGGCAACGGCCUCAAUGAGCAACCGGAGGAGGUACAGCAGCCCCGCAAUGAUCGCUGGCAGGAACCUGAGCGUCCCAUUGGAUUCGAAGGGGGUGCCAGCGAGGGCGGUCCACCCGGCGGCAGCGGUGGCGGCGGCAACAGAGGCUAUGGCAAUCGCGGGGGCGGCAGCGGCGGUGGCUACAACAGUCGCUGGAAGGAAGGCGGCGGGGGCGGCGGAAACGUCGAUUACACAAAGCUGGGAGCACGUGAUGAGCGACUGGAACAGGAGCUGUUCGGUGUGGGCAACACGGGCAUCAAUUUUGACAAAUACGAGGAUAUACCCGUGGAGGCGACGGGCCAGAAUGUACCGCCGCAUAUCACAUCGUUCGAUGAUGUGCAGCUGACGGAGAUUAUCCGGAACAAUGUGAAUCUGGCGCGUUAUGAUAAACCGACGCCGGUGCAAAAAUACGCAAUACCAAUUAUAAUCAGCGGACGAGAUCUGAUGGCGUGCGCUCAGACCGGCUCUGGUAAAACGGCCGCCUUUCUGGUGCCUAUCUUGAAUCAGAUGUAUGAGCACGGAUUAUCGGCGCCGCCGCAAAGCAAUCGGCAAUAUAGCCGACGCAAGCAGUAUCCGUUGGGCCUGGUGCUGGCGCCGACCCGUGAGCUGGCCACCCAAAUAUUUGAGGAGGCCAAAAAGUUUGCUUAUCGCUCGCGCAUGCGUCCCGCUGUACUCUAUGGUGGCAACAAUACUAGCGAACAGAUGCGUGAAUUGGAUCGUGGUUGUCAUUUAAUUGUGGCCACACCCGGUCGCUUGGAGGAUAUGAUAACACGCGGCAAAGUAGGAUUGGAGAAUAUUCGCUUUCUGGUACUAGAUGAAGCCGAUCGAAUGUUGGACAUGGGCUUUGAGCCCCAGAUACGUCGCAUUGUGGAGCAGCUGAAUAUGCCACCGACGGGACAGCGACAGACAUUGAUGUUUUCGGCCACAUUCCCCAAACAAAUCCAGGAGCUGGCCAGCGAUUUUCUCAGCAAUUACAUUUUCUUGGCCGUAGGACGUGUUGGCUCCACUUCGGAGAACAUAACACAAACUAUAUUGUGGGUAUACGAUCAAGAUAAGCGCUCUUAUUUGUUAGAUCUGUUGUCAUCGAUACGGGAUGGGCCCGAGUACUCGAAGGAUAAUCUGACGCUCAUUUUUGUGGAAACAAAGAAGGGCGCCGAUUCUCUGGAAGAGUUCCUUUAUCAGUGCAAUCAUCCGGUCACCAGCAUUCAUGGUGAUCGCACCCAAAAGGAGCGAGAAGAGGCGUUGCGCUGCUUCCGUUCGGGUGAUUGCCCGAUUCUCGUUGCCACAGCUGUGGCAGCACGUGGUCUGGACAUUCCGCAUGUGACUCAUGUCAUUAAUUUUGACCUGCCUACCGAUGUGGAAGAGUAUGUGCAUCGUAUUGGUCGUACGGGUCGUAUGGGUAAUCUCGGCGUUGCUACAUCCUUUUUCAAUGACAAGAAUCGCAACAUUUGCUCCGACCUUCUGGAGCUGCUGAUCGAGACCAAACAGGAGAUACCUGGUUUUCUCGAAGAAAUGCUUAGUUCGGAUCGUGGUCAUGGUGGCGCUAAACGUCGUGGUGGCGGUGCCGGUUCCCGUUAUGGUGGCGGUUUUGGCUCACGUGAUUAUCGUACAUCUUCUGGUGGUGGUGGUGGCGGCCGCAGCGGUGGCAUUAGCGGUGGCGGCGGCGGCGGUGGCGCUCGCAGUGGUGGUUCAGGCGGUGGUGGCAACUAUCGCAGCAAUGGAAACUCGUAUGGUAAGUUUGGUGGCAGCUCUGGCGGUGGCGCCUAUGGCGGUGGCUCGUAUGGCGGAUCCUACGGUGGCGGCGGCGGUGGUGGUGGCUCCCACUCAAACAACGGGCCUGACUGGUGGGGUCAAUGAGCAAGGCUUGUCAGCCAGCGAGGCCGGCAGCAUCCACAGCGACCACAUCGACCCGA
This is a messenger RNA of Drosophila hydei, 3374 nucleotides long. It is a transcript of the gene bel, whose product is annotated as ATP-dependent RNA helicase bel. The transcript has 4 exons. Gene Ontology annotation, biological process: gamete generation; cell differentiation. Lineage: Eukaryota; Metazoa; Arthropoda; Insecta; Diptera; Drosophilidae. Gene Ontology annotation, cellular component: nucleus; P granule. The record is from RefSeq and is a predicted model, not a curated record. Gene Ontology annotation, molecular function: RNA binding; RNA helicase activity; ATP binding. The coding region runs from base 913 to 3318 and encodes 801 amino acids.